This is a messenger RNA of Talaromyces rugulosus, 714 nucleotides long. RefSeq lists its product as uncharacterized. Gene Ontology annotation, molecular function: metalloendopeptidase activity. Gene Ontology annotation, biological process: mitochondrial proton-transporting ATP synthase complex assembly; mitochondrial protein processing. The record is from RefSeq and is a predicted model, not a curated record. The transcript is spliced from 3 exons. Lineage: Eukaryota; Fungi; Ascomycota; Eurotiomycetes; Eurotiales; Trichocomaceae. Bases 1 to 714 code for a protein of 237 amino acids. Gene Ontology annotation, cellular component: extrinsic component of mitochondrial inner membrane.
AUGUCCGAGUCAGAUUCACCAUCUCAAUCGCAAGCGCCGGUAGCUCCGAAAGAUACUGGUUAUACGCCAGGCGAUGGCUUCUUCACGCAAGUGAAGAACAUACUCAAUAUUGUUUCAGGGAGAAUGACCACAGAAGGAAAAGAACAAUUUCGCAUCGCAAGGGACGAUCGAAACGAAGAGGCGGACUGCAAGCGAUGCGAAGAACAGCGCGAUUAUCUUUUGAGAUACAGCCCUGUGAUAACCUAUCUGAGUGACAACAUCAACCAAUUGGGAGGCAACAUAUCCAGUCAUAACAUCUACUGCCGCCGCUGCACGAAAAGACAAGGAGGUGGUUUCGACCCUCAACAUGGAAUAAUGGUUUGCGCAAACGAGAUGCGAGACCAAAGCCACUUGGAAGACACCAUGGCACACGAGAUGGUACAUGCAUAUGACCAUCUCAGGUUCAAAAUGAACUGGGAUAAUUUAAGACAUGCGGCAUGCUCCGAGAUCCGAGCAAGUUCGCUGAGCGGCGAGUGUCGCUGGGCUCGAGAGUUUUUCUCGAGAGGACAGUGGAAGCUUACACAGCAGCACCAGGAAUGCGUCAGACGAAGAGCUACGCUUUCGUUGAUGGCCCGGCCAAACUGCAAAGACGAAGAACACGCAACAAAAGUGGUGAAUGAAGUGUGGGAAAGCUGUUUCAGGGAUACCCGGCCAUUCGACGAGAUUUAUCGAUGA